AUGAGACGCUUGCGGGAAGUAGCAGCAGUGGGCAAAAAACCCGUGGAUUUGCACCAUUUGCAACAGCCACCGAAUUCACCUUAUUUGGCGUCCCGUGACUUCUUUCUGUUCAAUCGACGUACCGCGAAGAGUGGAAAGGAAGGUCACAACUCCGACGGAUUUGACAUCGCCAAAUCGACGUACGUUACAGUCAAAGACGCCACUGUAACGAACCAGGACGAUUGCGUGGCUAUCAAUAAUGCGCAACAUGUCACCAUUGGCAAUUUCCACUGCAUUGGAAGUCACGGGUUCGACAUAGCAGCGGGAAUGUCAUCCGAUUACGACCAAAACGUCGUUCAGAAUGUUACCUUCUCCAACUCAAUUUUAUAUGGAGGAAUGUACGGAUUAUACAUUUUAGCAGUCAAUGAUGGAGGCAAAGGCAAAAUAGAUUACAUUAACUACAAUAAUAUUAAAAUAAACGGACCGUCCGAUUACGGUGUGAUGAUCCGACAAUAUUUCUCUAAUACACAGCAGGGAUCUACGGGACAUCCUACAGGAAAUGUUCCGAUUAGCAAUGUCGACAUUAAAGGCGUUACUGGAACAAUGAACGGACAAUACUCGUCGGCUGUAACCAUCAGUGCCAAAGCCAAGGACGAUUGCAAAAACUUUUAA
Molecule: messenger RNA, 651 nt
Organism: Cylas formicarius (sweet potato weevil)
Lineage: Eukaryota; Metazoa; Arthropoda; Insecta; Coleoptera; Brentidae
Exons: 3
Coding region: 1-651 (216 amino acids)
Biological process (GO): pectin catabolic process
Cellular component (GO): extracellular region
Molecular function (GO): polygalacturonase activity
Source: RefSeq, a predicted model, not a curated record